UGGGGGCAAUAAAAGUAGUUUGACACCCUCAAGGUCCAGUCAGCAAUCUCCUCUCCACCCUUGCCCAUAAAACUCUUUGAAUUCCCUCCUUAAAUCCUUCUCCCCCACUCUCCCCCCAUCUCUCCGCUGGACUCUCAGUUCCGGCUUUGCUCCGAAUCAAGGACGCUGUUUACCGCUCGUGGUAUUGCUCUAUUAUUUGCACUUACAUAACCAUAUAUUUCUGCAAAGCCUCCACAUCUGAAUGGUGCUUUAAUCAGGCCCCUCCAUCGGUUUGCCUGGACUUUAUACAACAACACUUUGAAGCCCAAGACUCGCCUCUCAGUGAAGUUAGGGGAUUGAGACACAAUCUCAUUCUGUCUGGCUUUGCUGCCCGCCAGAGUACUUUUCCAUGUUCUCAGGAGUGUGGCGCUUAUUGAUGCUGGAACAAGAACAGCCACCUGGACUUUACACUGUCAUGAAGAUGCAAUGGAGACCACAGACCACUCUCUUCCCCUACAUUCGUGGCACCAAUUGUCAAGUGUGUGUAUGAGCACUUAUACUCAUAUUAUGUGUAUGCAUGUCUGUAUUUGUUUGUGACGAGUCACUUUCACUUACAGACCGGACACCACUGUUCCGUCCUGUGAAUGUAAAAAUACCACAUUUAUUUCAUCUUAGGCAACUGGAUAUAUUGAGCCCUUUUUAAGGAUGACAAAGGGACUUUUUUGUUUAAAAAUAAAUGUUAGAAAGCUGCAGGGAAAGGCCUUUUUUCAGGUAUAAUCUUGUAUUCUUCCCUCCCCCUCCGUAAUAAGCAAUGAACAACAAUCCGUUAUCUCUUAGCUUGUUCUAUGCUAUCACAGGGUAUUACCCGAGGAUGAAUGCUCUCCCCUUGGAGAAGAAAACAGAGCCUGGAAAAUUAGCAUUUUCUGACAGCCAUUACUCAUAGGGCUAAUCCUGUCAAGGAAUGUGUGGCUCCGCUAUCAGUGCAAGCAAGGGGUCGCCGUGGCCCAGGCCUGCACACUGGGCUCUUAUCAGGCAGGAUAAACAUACUGGGGCCUGCAUUAAAUAAGUGUCACACUCAGUGGGGGCGGAGCAGGCCAAGCCCCCCUGCCAGGCUCCAUGCAGAUAAUCCCUGCAAAAACCUUGUUGGUCAGCCCCAGCUGUGGCCUGUGGCUCAGGUGUAGGGAAAGUGGGGGAGGAGAGGUAUUGUUCAGGCAGUGGUGUAGAUUACAACACAAGUCACACAGGUUUUUGGCCAUGUCCACAUUGAUGCAGAUAUAUUUGAAAAGGCUAUUUAUGUAUGAAAUGUUUUCGGUCCGCACGGGCAUUUUCAGGUCCAUUUUGAAAAGUUUCACAUCCACACUGAGAUACCAAAACAGAAGAAAAAUGUUGAAGAUCGCAUGUCCAGUAGAUGAUGGGACGGGACAGGUGAUUUUGCCGUCAUAGACAAGUUGUCAGAAUCUGCAGCUCAGAAACUGCUCUUGACCUUGUCUGGGACAUCCUGUCAAACAUGUUUGAUCUUUUCAUAUGUGGUCUUUUAUUGUAAGAGGUCAAAUGAGACAAAUUUUCACUCUUGCUAGUGUCAAGGUAAUGCGAGAUGUCCACCAACAAAAUUACAUCUAGUGAGUGCUUGGCUUUAAUCUCUACCAUUGAGCUUGUGCAGACAACUUGAGCCAACAGCUGUACUCCAGAUCACAUGACAAUCACAGGUCAAUGUUUUUUAAAAGCUCAGUUUCCCUGUCAUCACCACAACAUGGGACUGGUGACGUGUUUGUGAAAAGUUUGGGUGUGUUUGUGGGACUGUGACCUUAAUUGGCACUAUAUUCUUUCGCCAUUGAUAUUUGCAUCACCUGACUUUGAAAAGGAAAUAUUCAUGACUUUAUAGUUCUGCUAUGAUAGCUUUGGCAUGUACUCAAGCCUGGUGGAUGACACAGCUGCAUGUUCGCAUAACAAGUUGCAACAAUGUGCAUGGAAUGUUGCAGAGUAAAGGUGGGGUAACAUUUUAUUAGGGAGGUGGUGCAACUCUGAAGCAAAACAACUUCCUGGACUUUAUUCCAGCUGUACCUACACUCUGAGUCAGUUACUGUGACUGGGUGACUUUGCCACUUUCGUUGCUUUAUGUGUGCUUGGUGAACUGAGGCGUCUCUCUGGGCAGCACUUGAGGCAAAGUGUAAUGGUGUUACACUGAGUGUACAAGGUGGGAAACCUUGAAUAAUGUGGGAUGAGAGCGAGCCAGAAAGGCGAAUCCGAGUCAGCCAGUGGGUCACCAGGAGGUGAGGCUGCCUACUUCCCUGGGUUCAAGAAAAGUUCAGCCGCAUAGCAUUAGGCAAAUUAGGGAGACAGGGCUAGGGGAGAAAAAAUCGGAGGGUAGGGACUGAUGAGAGCAUGGGGGAAAGGGUCACAUUAGUUGGAAGGAGGAGCCCAAAUAAAGAGUGAGAACAUAGACCGGAUCUUCCAGGAAAAAGAUACAGUCUGGAGCAGCACUCAUUAUGUCCAUGAACUCCGUGAAAAGAUAUGAAAGGCUCAUUACUGAGCUUAUAUAACUUAAUCAUGUCAUCAGAUUCAUUCUUAUUUAAAGCCCCCGCACGUAAAUUUGAGGGAAGGCGCCCUCCCUGCUGACGUCCCUGAAGGGGUUAAACGUAGGAGGAGCAACGCAUGAAAAGAGACUGAGGGUAGGAAGAAAAAAAAAAGAAAAAGAGCCUAUUGGAGGUGGAGCAAAAGCCCUCAGCUGCUGUGCCUUGUCACAUUUUUGCAGAACAUGAUAGCCGCACGAUUUGGUGUGGGAACGAUUUAGGCUUCUCUCUCUCUCUCAAUACAAACAAGGCGGUGCUGCAUGUUUCAAGCGACACUGGAUAUCGGAGAGCAGGGUCUGACCGAGGAAGCCGCCGCCGUUGUUGCAGAGCACGGAGGGAGACCGGUUCAUAUACGGGGCUGACAGGAGUCCACCCACGUCGGGCGCAAACGGGACAACCAACCGUAACCCAAAGGACAGACUGCAACUAGACGGAAUGUCCUCUCUGAUAUUUGCGCUUUCAUCCCAUUGAUAAUUUCCCUGUGUUGUCGACACGGACUGGGAGAUUUGUGUUGUCUUUUCAGGGAUUUUAUUCGGGUUAUUUUCUCUUUAUGGUGUGGAUACAGCCUCCAAUGUUGCUCUCUGUUUGAGCAAGGCCGAAAGGACCGAUACAUUCUGCUGAAGUUGUUCGGGUCGUUUUCGGUUUAUUUUUUUCUGUGCAUAUUGCAAGCGGCGUUCUUGCGUUGGACACCAUGCAGACUGUUCUUUUAAAACAUGUUUUCAAAUUGAGCGCAGCCGAUUAGGCUAUCUGAGACGCUGAUUCACUCCUCGGUUUGGGUUUCGAUCAAUACGGCGCUAUAAGAAGAUGCCAAAUGUUCAAAUGUUCCCGCUGUGUUCGGAUUUAUCACUUUUCCUUCGAUUUUAAUGCAGUUUCCCCCCGUUUGGCCCCCUCAGUUUCUACCUCUGCUGGUGGCGAGCUGAAAACCACAAGGCUCGUGUGUUCCUGCGUGCGCGACAGUAGUUCGUUUUUUGGUAAUAGUCCCCUGCUGUCGUCCUGCUUCGUAUGAUGUAUGAGAGUGUGGACGUUGUGGGACUGAAUCCCAGCCCGAACCCGUUUUUAAUGAUGGAUUACUACAACCAGAGCAGAGGAUGCUUGAUCCCAGAGAAAGGACUGGUGCCGGGAGCGCCCCAUCCCUACAGCACGUCCAUCAGAAACCAGCACUGGAACGGCUCCAAUCACUCGAUAGAGACCCAGAGUACCAGCUCAGAGGAGAUAGUGCCAAGCCCGCCCUCACCUCCCCCGCCGCCCCGCGUCUACAAGCCCUGCUUUGUGUGCCAGGACAAGUCCUCAGGGUACCACUAUGGUGUCAGCGCCUGUGAAGGCUGCAAGGGCUUCUUCCGAAGAAGCAUCCAGAAGAACAUGGUGUACACUUGUCACCGGGAGAAGAACUGCAUCAUCAACAAAGUCACCCGCAACCGCUGCCAGUACUGUCGGCUGCAGAAGUGCCUGGAAGUCGGGAUGUCAAAGGAGUGGUCACAAGCCAAAAAGGUUGGGGAACACUGGAUUCUCAAGCAACACAAAGCAGUGAGGAAUGACCGGAACAAGAAGAAAAAGGAUGAGAAGAAGCAGGAGUGCACAGAGAGCUACGUGCUGAGUCCCGACACAGAGCAGAUGAUCGACAGGGUUCGCAAAGCACACCAGGAAACUUUCCCCUCUCUCUGCCAGCUGGGCAAAUACACUACGACUAAUAGCUCAGAACGACGUGUAUCAUUGGACGUAGACCUGUGGGACAAGUUCAGUGAACUCUCCACCAAGUGCAUCAUAAAAACAGUGGAGUUUGCUAAGCAGCUGCCCGGCUUCACAACGCUUACCAUCGCAGACCAGAUCACUCUACUCAAAAGCGCCUGUCUGGACAUCCUGAUACUCCGUAUAUGUACACGCUACACACCAGAGCAAGACACCAUGACUUUCUCAGAUGGACUCACGCUAAACAGAACCCAGAUGCACAAUGCCGGCUUCGGUCCCCUUACCGACCUGGUUUUUGCCUUUGCCAACCAGCUCCUUCCUCUGGAGAUGGAUGAUGCAGAGACAGGGCUGCUCAGCGCCAUCUGUUUGCUGUGUGGAGAUCGUCAGGACUUGGAACAGGCAGAGAAGGUAGACAUCCUGCAGGAGCCCCUUCUGGAGGCGUUGAAGAUUUACGUAAGGAGGAGGAGGCCCCACAAACCGCACAUGUUCCCCAAGAUGCUGAUGAAGAUCACUGAUCUGAGAAGCAUCAGUGCUAAAGGAGCUGAGCGUGUCAUCACCCUGAAGAUGGAGAUCCCGGGCUCCAUGCCCCCUCUCAUCCAGGAGAUGCUGGAGAACUCAGAAGGUCUGGAAAGCGGGGCCGCAGGCGGCCGACCCAGUGGUGCCCCCCCAGGCAGCUGCAGCCCCAGUCUGUCCCCUAGCUCUGCCCAAAGCAGUCCGGCCACACAAUCGCCGUAGUAGCGGCCCGCCUUUUUAUUUUUCCUCACGAUGCUCUCUGUCUCCUCCCUCGACGUUCUAAAGAGGAGGCGCGAAGGAGUGGGGCCUUGACCCUGACUGCUGAACACAGGAGACUGGCAGAGCCAACCUCCUCCUCUUCUACGACACAAAUCCCCACCUCCUGAUCUGCUUUCCCUCACUCUGGAGCACUGUUCUGAUGUGAGGGGAGGUAAGGCCGGGCAGGCCGGGUCAACAGGAUGCCUCUGAGAGACCACACCGUAAACACUGCUGAUGACUCCUCCUCCUCCUCUUUCUCCCUCCACUCUCCUCUCCACUGCUGCUCCUUCCCUCUCCACCCAAAAGACUGAUGGAAAUAAAUCUGGAUGCAGUGGAGACCUGUUUCGAAUGGAACCGAGAGUGGGUGGGGCACCGUGGGACAAAUAUAUAUAUAUAUAUAUAUGAACAAGGACAAUGCAUACCAGACACUUUUUUGUUGUACUCUGAGGCAGACUGCAAGCUUGGGACUUGUCAAAAGACCCCCCCUCCUCAAAGACUCUGGGUCUUUUCUCUUUUUCCAACUUCAAAAAACAGAUUUCGUACAAAAGAUAUAUAAAUAUAUAUAGAAAAAGUUAAGGAACUAUUGUGAUUGACAUGUCCAGAACAGAAUGGCAGGUGGAAAUGAGGACAUGUUUUCUGAGAUUAGAAACUGUUGUACUCCUUCACUGUUUGAAUCUUUUCAUAUCCAUCGAGAGUAUUGAGAGAGACGUUUCAGUUUUAUCACAUUUGUACAUUAUUCUAAUUAACAAAAAGCAAAAGAUGUUGGAAUUUCUCUCCAGACUACACACACACACACACACACACACACACACACACACACACACACACACACACACACACACACACACACACACACACACACACAAAUGUGCACAGAAAACAAGUCGCAAUGAAUAUCACCUACUAUUCCAGGUUGGAUUUGUUUUCCUUUUUUCUUUAUUUUUCUGCUUCCAAGAGAAUGGAAAAAAAUGAUUGUAUGAACUUGGUUGUAUGAUAUGGUCACAGGUCCUUUCAAGAAAUCAAAUUAAUGAAGAUUCAUUAUUAAGGUGUAUUUUAAGUAGCCUUUGAGUUUGUGUAUAUAAGCUGUAUUCAUUUCUUUAAAACUAUGAAGAGUUUUAGGCUUCACCUGAUUUUUUUUUUUUUUUUUUUUUUUUAAGAAUAUCUUUUAUGUGUUUUGUUUAUAGGUUUGUGAUGUAAGAAAAGACAUUUUGAGCACAUUUUACUGAAGGAAGUUCUUUCAUGUUUUGUGUCCUACUAAAUACUGGACAGACCCUUAACCAAUCACUGGCUGUUCAGAAUGUGGCUUUCACAAACGAUUUCAACCUUUCCCCCCUUUCACUUUUAAAACAUGUUUUUUUACAUACGGUAGAUAACAAAGUAGCACUCCAGUCGGGGCAUAGCUUUUUGGCCAUGUAGCAGAAAGAGAUGGUGUUUUAUGAAAAUGGUGAGCUAGAUGCCACUUGUAGCUUGCCAGGUUCAAGUGAGCCACAGCAGCUCGGCUUCAAAGAGAGUUAAAAUGUGAAGAAUGGUGUACAUACACACUGUAUUAAACACAAGUGAUUCUCAGUAGUCUCUGAAUGGAUCAAUAAUCUGUAGUGGAUGGGAAAAGACUAGAUUGUAGUGAUCCCUCUGCUCUGUCAGUGGUCAGGCAAGUGAAAGUCCCAAAUGUGAUGUUUGUCAACUAAGUCCUCACAAAUCUCCCCCUGGCAACCUGUGGUAUUAACAAAUAUGUGACUUUUUGCCGGAUCCAGAGCAACCUUGCACCCUGCGAUUCACUUUACGCCAAAACGCCUUCACCGUCAACACACGUCAUCUAGACCAUCAUUACUGUACACACGCCAAUGUCUCAGGAAGGAAUCAUUUUGUGUGCUUGGCCUGUUCUUUGUAUAUGUUCUGUGCUGCACCUCCUAACUCUCCUAUCACAGAUACACACAUACACACACUUCUGCUACUGAGCCCCUGAAUUUUUCUUCAGUCACUCAUUUUUGUUCGGCCUGGCAGACCAGGACUGACCCCGCAGCAUUACGACAUAGGAUGCCAGUGUGGAGUCUCUCUGAGUCGUUCAUGUGCUUUUUAUUUGUACGGUCAAAGCUGCUUUCAUCAUUUAGGACUUCACCUGUCCAGAACAGCGCACAACUUUUCCCUCCACAGCUAAUCUGGAAUAGCAACACACACACUGUCAGAUUGAGAAGUACGGAAUGUGUUGCAAUUUUGUCAAGAAUAUCAAGCGACUUUGAAGAAAAAAAAAACCAACAAAAAAGAUCAAAAAUAAAACCAACAUUUAAUAAUUA
This is a messenger RNA of Siniperca chuatsi (mandarin fish), 7297 nucleotides long. RefSeq names its product retinoic acid receptor, alpha a (gene raraa). Gene Ontology annotation, molecular function: nuclear glucocorticoid receptor binding; zinc ion binding; nuclear receptor activity. Lineage: Eukaryota; Metazoa; Chordata; Actinopteri; Centrarchiformes; Sinipercidae. Gene Ontology annotation, biological process: cellular response to corticotropin-releasing hormone stimulus; regulation of transcription by RNA polymerase II; retinoic acid receptor signaling pathway. The transcript is spliced from 9 exons. The record is from RefSeq and is a predicted model, not a curated record. Gene Ontology annotation, cellular component: transcription regulator complex; nucleus. Bases 3552 to 4970 code for a protein of 472 amino acids.